This is a messenger RNA of Brachypodium distachyon (stiff brome), 1694 nucleotides long. Its product is annotated as serine/threonine-protein phosphatase PP-X isozyme 2. Gene Ontology annotation, biological process: peptidyl-serine dephosphorylation; double-strand break repair via homologous recombination. Lineage: Eukaryota; Viridiplantae; Streptophyta; Magnoliopsida; Poales; Poaceae. Gene Ontology annotation, molecular function: protein serine/threonine phosphatase activity. The record is from RefSeq and is a predicted model, not a curated record. Gene Ontology annotation, cellular component: cytoplasm; nucleus. The transcript has 8 exons. The coding region runs from base 189 to 1112 and encodes 307 amino acids.
UGAGGUAACCUUACCGGACCCUAAACGCUCGCUCCCACAUGUCACCACGGCCCGCACCACACGCGCCUCCUCCCUCCUCCCCCUCCUAACCCUAGAAUCUUCCAGAAGCAGCGCGAAGCAGCGGGGAGGGCGCCGAGCGCGCUGCGCUUCCAGAAGCUUCUAGAAGCUUGAGGAACGAAGGAGGCGCGAUGGGGACGUCGGAUCUGGACCGGCAGAUCGAGCAGCUGAAGCGGUGCGAGCCGCUAGCGGAGGGGGAGGUGAAGGCCCUGUGCCUCAAGGCCAUGGAGAUCCUCGUCGAGGAGAGCAACGUCCAGCGCGUCGACGCUCCCGUCACAAUAUGUGGAGACAUUCAUGGUCAGUUCUACGAUAUGAAAGAACUAUUUAAAGUUGGAGGUGACUGCCCAAAGACAAACUACUUGUUCCUUGGGGAUUUUGUUGACCGAGGAUUUUAUUCUGUCGAAACAUUUUUGCUUCUUUUGGCCUUAAAGGUUAGGUAUCCUGAUCGUAUAACGCUAAUACGAGGAAAUCAUGAGAGCAGGCAGAUCACACAAGUUUAUGGCUUCUAUGAUGAGUGUCUUCGUAAAUAUGGCUCGGUGAAUGUCUGGAGAUAUUGCACAGAAAUAUUUGACUACUUAAGUUUGUCUGCACUUAUUGAGAACAAAAUCUUCAGUGUCCAUGGAGGCCUUUCCCCUGCUAUUUCGACACUGGAUCAGAUAAGAGUAAUAGAUCGCAAGCAAGAAGUACCUCAUGAUGGGGCCAUGUGUGACCUUCUUUGGUCUGAUCCAGAGGAUGCUGUAGAUGGUUGGGGUUUAAGUCCUCGGGGUGCUGGAUAUCUCUUUGGCGGAAAUAUUGUUACUUCAUUUAACCACUCGAACAACAUAGAUUAUAUUUGUCGUGCUCACCAACUAGUCAUGGAAGGAUUCAAGUGGAUGUUCAAUAACAAGAUUGUUACUGUAUGGUCCGCUCCUAAUUAUUGCUACAGGUGUGGCAACGUCGCUGCAAUUCUAGAGCUUGACGAGAACCUGAAUAAGCAGUUCCGCGUAUUUGAAGCUGCUCCACAUGAAUCAAGAGGCGUUCCUGCAAAGAGGCCUGCGCCAGAUUACUUUCUUUGACAGUGCAGACAUGACGUGUGAUACCCUGCUCUUCCAUGCUCCUGAGUACUGGCAGAUAGGUAUUGCAGGCAUACCAUGCUGGUAGAUGAGAUGAUCUCAGGCUUUACAAGAGACUAGCCAAGAGGUGCUUUCGGGAUGUAUAAAUUGGUUGUUAUGUGCCCAUCCAGGUCGAUUUUUUGUAAUGAAGUUGAUGUCGGUAUCCACUGCCUCCCAAAUUAGCUCCAAUUUGAGCUUUUGAGAAAAUGCCUCUGUAAAGGGAGUGGUGUAGAUGAAGCCUCUGGGCACAUGAUGUAAAAUUUUGAUACCAGUCUCUUCAUCCCCAGGAAAUCCAUUUGCUAGAAUGUAAAAUGGUAUGCAAAAUGUGUACCUUGAGUUAAUCUGUUGUUGCACUGGAGUUGUAGGAAAUUUUGUAGUUUUCGUGUUUGCGUGAAACUGUCAAGAAAGCAUAUUGUAUGGUAUCAUGAUUGAAGCUGUUCUGAAAAUGUGCAACGGUUGCCAAGUUGGGGAAGUGUUGUACCCUAUACUCCUAUAGACGAGAUCUGACUCUUUUUUCUGAGAAAGACGAGAUCUGACUCUUUGCCA